AUGGCUUCGGCUAUACAUACGAUCGACCCGCGAGCGGACACCGUCAUCAUUUUACGAUCACCAGCGGACGAGGAAUACUUCGCCAUGUGGGAUGAUCCCGAACUCGACAACCUUAAGGCACUUGCUGAACUUCCUCUAUAUUUGGAAGAUGAGUGCGGAGUGGAGUCGGAUAUGGGUGACAUUGAAGUUCACCAGUCUCCUGCCGACACAUCAACUGCUCCAAUACCUGCUAAUGCUGUCCCCCUCAUUCCUGAAGGGUCUGUCCUAUAUUAUGUCUCUUCGCACCAUCUUAUACUGGCUUCUCAUGUCUUCUGUGCAGCGCUGGUACCACAAAGAUGGAACGAGGGACAUAAGAAGGCAGACGGACGUUACUACAUCACCGCAGACGAUUGGGAUGAGCAAGCAUUCUUCCUUUUAAUGAACAUGUUACACGCGCGCACCAAUCAGGUCCCGGAGUCCGUGAGCCUCGAAAUGUUGACCAAAAUCGGAGUUCUCAUAGAUUACUAUAAUUGCGGGAACGCUCUCGAAUUCUUCACUACCGCCUGGCUAAGAAACCUUCGAAAGAAUGGCCUACGUUAUGAGUACUCCCGCAAGCUCAUACUCUGGCUUUGGAUCAGCUACAUCUUCCGGGAAGAAGAUGUAUUCCAGAGAGCUACGAGGAUAGCAAUCGCGUAUUGCAACGAGAGCAGUCUACGCACUUUAGGGCUUCCUAUACCAGAUUCAGUAUCAGAAGCAAUCGAAGCUCGACGACUGGAGUUACUUCAAGCGCGAAUUUCGCUGCUGUAUGAUCAAUUGGAAGCGUAUGAGAACGGCUCCAGGUUAUGCUGGAAAGAAAACCGGGACAAUUCGUUUGAGUGCAACUCGUUGUUAGCUGGAUCUCUAUCGAUAGACAUGCGUGCUAAGGGUCUGCUGAGAUGUCCACCCGAAUAUCCUUACCAUGGGUUUUCUGUGAGAAAACUGAACGAGAGCCCAGAGUUGCACAACCCUCAAGAGAUCGCUCGGUGGAAUAUGAGACAGGAAUUCAAUACUCAUCAUUGCGACUCGUUGCAACAAUUUCCCGACCAAUAUCUCGAUGGCCUCAAGCUGGCAGACUUUUGGAGAGGUACUCGAGGGUAG
This is a messenger RNA of Alternaria atra, 1116 nucleotides long. RefSeq lists its product as uncharacterized. NCBI's taxonomy places the organism in Eukaryota, Fungi, Ascomycota, Dothideomycetes, Pleosporales, Pleosporaceae. The transcript has 2 exons. The record is from RefSeq and is a predicted model, not a curated record. Bases 1 to 1116 code for a protein of 371 amino acids.